This is a messenger RNA of Prunus persica (peach), 3854 nucleotides long. RefSeq names its product glutamate receptor 3.2. The transcript is spliced from 7 exons. The record is from RefSeq and is a predicted model, not a curated record. Lineage: Eukaryota; Viridiplantae; Streptophyta; Magnoliopsida; Rosales; Rosaceae. Gene Ontology annotation, molecular function: glutamate-gated receptor activity. Gene Ontology annotation, cellular component: plasma membrane. Bases 711 to 3521 code for a protein of 936 amino acids.
GCCAUUGUUCUGAAGAGUGACUGAUACAAAAGACAAGCAAACUCAAUACAACUCCACAAAGAUCAAGUGGAAAACCAUUUGCCCAAGUUGCUCUCUUUCCCCAGUUUGAAGUAUUCGCAUCACAAGAAUUAAAUAAUGGAACUGUCUUUCCCUCAGCUCCAAUGGGCCUCUUCCUUUCUUGUGAGUUUUGACUAAAUAGGUGGUUGUGUAACCCAAACUCUAAGCUCUGCCUCUGGUUCCUCUUCCUUGUCCCCCUCCACCCCCCCUACUUUAACUCUGAGGUGAGUGUGGAUUCCUUGAGACACACUGAAACCACCUGAGUUUUCACUUUUUUCAUGAGAUGAGCUUCGUGGGCAUUCCUUAUAUGUCCAAGAUGUUGCUUUAGUGAGACAGAUUUGUGCUUUUGGUUUGCCCAAUUUUCUGUCUGUUGCUUUUGGGUUUCAAGUAGCACAGCUCAUAAUUUUGAUAAUUUAUUGCGUUUGGUUCUGUUUGUCUAAACUUCCAGUUGGUAUUUCUCCUUCUUUAUGCUUUCUGAAUGAUGGGGUGGUGCUGUUUUGCUCCUAGUUGAAAAUGCUACUGCUUGAGUUUUAAGUUUCUUGUAGUUCACUUUGACAUAGAAAGUGAUGACUUUGAAGUUGAAUUUGGUGGUUCCAUUCAUUCAUUUUCUUUGAAUAUAAGAAACUUGGGGAGGUGCUCAGAAUAUUAUCACAAUGAAUCUAGUUUGGGUCGUUUCAAUACUCAUUAUCUGCAUACCAGGCUCCACAGAAGGAGCCUCAAGACCUGCCGCCGUGAACGUUGGAGCUAUGUGCACAGUAGGCACCAUCAAUGGAAGAGUCUCAAAGAUUGCCAUUGAGGCUGCUGUAAACGAUGUGAACUCUGAUCCAACCAUUCUUGGUGGAACUAAAUUAUCUAUAACUUUUCAUGAUUCAAACUUCAGUGGAUUUCUUGGCAUCAUUGGAGCAUUGAAGUUCAUGGAGUCUGAUACAGUAGCUAUAAUUGGUCCACAAACUGCUGUGAUGGCUCAUGUACUCUCACAUCUUGCAAAUGAACUUCAUGUCCCUCUAUUGUCAUUCACAGCGCUGGACCCCACCUUAUCAAGUCUGCAGUAUCCUUACUUUGUUCAAACUGCACCCAAUGAUCUGUUCCAGAUGGCUGCUAUUGCAGACAUGGUUAGUUAUUUCGGUUGGACAGAGGUGGCUGCAAUUUUCACUGAUGAUGACAGCGGUCGAAAUGGUGUUGCUGCAUUAGGUGAUAAACUUGCAGAAAAACGCCACAAGAUUUGUUACAAGGCAGCACUGCCACCUGAACCAAAAGCAACUAGAGAUGAUGUUAAAAAUCAGUUGGUAAUGAUUCGAAUGAUGGAGUCUCGAGUGAUUGUUCUACACACAUUCGCCAAAUCAGGUCUCGUAGUUUUUGAUGUCGCCCAGGAACUUGGGAUGAUGGAGAGUGGAUAUGUAUGGAUAGCUACUGCUUGGCUAUCCACUGUUUUAGAUUCAACUUCACCGCUUUCUUCAAAGACUGCCAACUCUAUCCAAGGUGCUCUCACUCUUAGACCACACACACCAGACUCAGAAAGAAAAAGGGCUUUUAUAUCAAGGUGGAACAAGUUGAGUAAUGGCUCUAUUGGGUUGAACCCUUAUGGUCUAUAUGCCUAUGACACUGUCUGGAUGCUUGCUCAUGCUAUAAAUUUGCUUUUGGAUCAAGGGGGCACCAUUUCCUUUUCCAACAUCACUAGUCUAGGUGGUCCUAAGGGAGGAGGGACUGUGAACCUCGGUGCAUUGAGCAUUUUUCAUGGUGGGAAGCAGUUGCUGGACAACAUAUUGCAAACCAAUACCACCGGCCUGACUGGUCCUUUAGCAUUUCAUCCAGAUAGAUCUCCAUUGAAUCCUGCAUAUGAUCUCAUUAACAUAAUUGAAAAUGGAUAUCAAAGAAUUGGAUACUGGUCUAACUAUUCCGGGAUAUCUGUUGUGCCCCCUGAGACAUCAUCAAACCGGUCUACUUUGAACCAACACUUACACACUGUUGUAUGGCCUGGAGGGACAACAGUCAAGCCUCGUGGGUGGGUUUUUCCAAACAAUGGAAAGCAAUUAAGAAUUGGAGUACCAAAUCGAGUUAGCUAUCGAGACUUUGUAUCACAAAGAAAUGGUACUGAUAUAGUUGAAGGAUACUGCAUUGAUAUAUUCCUUGCAGCUAUAAAGUUGCUUCCAUAUGCAGUUCCAUAUGAGUUUGUUCUGUUUGGUGAUGGUCUCAAGAACCCGAGCUACUACGAUUUUGUAAAAAUGAUUGCAUCAGGAAAGUUUGAUGCUGCUGUAGGUGACAUUGCCAUUGUCACCAACCGGACAAAGAUUGCGGAUUUCACUCAGCCCUAUAUAGAGUCAGGGCUAGUUGUGGUGGCUCCAGUUAGGAGGUUAAAUUCGAGAGCUUGGGCGUUCUUAAAGCCAUUUAGUCCACUGAUGUGGGGUGUCACAGCAGCUUUCUUCCUGAUCAUUGGAUUAGUCAUGUGGAUUCUGGAACAUAGAAUAAAUGAUGAGUUCAGGGGUCCUCCUAGGAAACAGAUUGUCACAAUCUUAUGGUUUAGCUUCUCUACCAUGUUUUUUGCUCAUAGAGAAAAUACGGUGAGCACGCUAGGUCGGAUGGUGCUGAUCAUCUGGCUUUUUAUAGUUCUAAUAAUCAACUCAAGUUAUACAGCUAGCCUGACAUCAAUGCUCACAGUACAACAACUAGAAUCCCCCAUUACUGGAAUCGAUACCUUGGUAACGAGCACCGAACCUAUAGGAUACCAAAUAGGGUCUUUUGCUCAAAACUAUUUGGUUGAGGAGCUCAACAUCCCAAGAUCUAGGCUAGUUCCUCUUGGCUCACCAGAAGCAUAUGCAGACGCCCUUAAGAAAAGAACUGUUGCUGCUGUGGUUGAUGAAAAAGCAUAUAUAGAACUCUUCCUCUCAGAAAACUGCAUGUUCUCAAUUAGGGGGCAGGAGUUCACCAAAAGCGGGUGGGGAUUUGCAUUUCCAAGAGACUCUCCUCUAGCCAUUGACAUGUCAACCGCCAUUCUCACCCUAUCGGAGAACGGCGAUCUUCAGAAAAUUCAUGACAAAUGGUUGUCAAGAAAAUCCUGUGCACAGACCUCUGACCUCAUAUCAGACCAGCUUCAACCACAAAGCUUCUGGGGACUUUACCUUAUCUGUGGCAUUGCAUGCCUUAUUGCUCUCUUCAUUCACUUUCUGUUGGCACUACGCCAGUUCAGCCGGCAUUCCCCCGAAGCCGAAGAUCAAACUGAGCCUUCCAGCCAUAGCAGGAGAACCUCCCGCUCUGCGCGCCUCCACACGUUCCUGUCCUUCAUCGACGAAAAAGCAGACGAAUCGAAGAACAAUAACAAGACAAAAAGAAAACGCAAGGAGAUGAUGGUAUCAAAUGGGAAGGAGAAUUGUGAAAAUGACUCGAGGAAUAUAUCCAAGAGAAUACAAAUCAACAACUCUCAAGAGAUACACAACAAUGCUGACAAUGACACUUGGCUAACUCGUUAAACAUCAUCAAGCCACCUUUCUAAUGAUAAUAAGUUAAUUAAAAGUCAAUUAAUCAUACCAUAUCAUGUUCUGUCACUCUUUUGUGUUAAUUAUUAAUAGAAAACGGUUGGAUUAUCAAAUAUGCUUGUCAAAUCUGUUCACCAUUUCCAAAAAUUGCAAGGAGUAUGUAUUCCAAAUAAUUAAGACGUAAAAAGCAUUUAUCAUGCAACCGAGGUUUAAAUUUUAUUCCUCUUUCUUGAAUACCGUUUGUAUAAAUAAAUAAAAAUUUAGCAGAACCAUCAUUUGAGAAAGCACCAGCCCAUUCCAAGAGCAGGAGGAAAAAAAAAAAAAAAA